AUGCCAGGGAUCGACAUCGGCAUAACAUGUCACGAACUCAACAUUGACCCGACCUACAAACCCGUAAAACAAAAAAGACGGAAGCUAGGACCGGAGCGUGCUACCGCGGUAAACGAGGAAGUUGAGAAACUCCUCAAAGUAGGGUCAAUAACAGAAGUCAGAUACCCGGAUUGGCUCGCCAAUCCCGUCGUGGUCAAAAAGAAAAAUGGCAAAUGGCGAGUAUGCGUCGACUUCACCGAUCUCAACAAGGCCCGUCCAAAAGAUUGCUUCCCACUUCCGCACAUUGACCGAUUGGUCGAAGCAACAGCAGGGAACAAACUUUUAUCAUUUAUGGACGCCUUCUCCGGGUACAAUCAAAUCAUUAUGAAUCCCGACGAUCGCGAGAAGACCGCAUUCAUCACCGAUCGCGGAACGUAUUGCUACAAGGUAAUGCCUUUCGGUCUCAAGAAUGCGGGCGCUACUUACCAGCGACAGGUCAAUCGAAUGUUCUCCGAACAGCUCAGAAAGAGUAUGGAAGUAUACAUCGAUGACAUGCUCGUAAAAUCCCUUGACGAACACGACCACGUAUCCCACUUGGAAGAGUGCUUCACAAGGCUGAACCUACAUAACAUGAAACUAAACCCGACAAAAUGUAGGUUCGCAGUCUCAUCAAGGGUGUUUCUCGGUUAUCUGGUCAUAUGUCGCGGGAUCGAGGCCAACCCUAAACAGAUAAACAUACUGAUAGAAAUGGUCUCACCAAAGACAAAACGAGAAGUCCAAAGGCUAACCGGAAGGGUCGCAGCAUUGAACAGUUUCAUCUCACGUUCGACGGACAAGUGUCUGCCUUUCUACGACACGUUGAAAGGGAACAAGAAGUUCGAAUGGUCGGAAGAGCCAUAUUUCCAAUCUCAUACCAUAGUGAUCCUCACCGCCUUUCCCCUUCGCACGAUUCUGCACAGUCCGAGUCAGUCAGGACGGCUCGCGAAAUGGGCAAUCAAACUGAGCGAGUACGAUGUCGAGUACCGCCCAAGAACCUGCGCAAAAUCUCAGGUGCUGGCGGAUUUCUUAGUAGAAUUGCCCACGGGGGAUAUGACAAACAUGGAACCAGAUUCAACUUGGGUUCUUCACGACGAUGGAUCAUCGUCCAAACAAGGAUCUGGAAUUGGGAUUUGGCUCACGUCGCCCACCGGAGAAAUCUUGGAGCAGUCGUUUCGGUUAGAAUUCCAUGCAUCAAACAACGAGGCUGAAUAUGAAGCACUCAUUGCAGGAUUACGACUAGCCCAUGGGAAGAUUUGCAACAUCCACGCUUACUGCGAUUCUAAGUUAGUCGCAAAUCAAUACAGCGUAGAAUACGAGGCAAAGGACGAAAGAAUGGACGCAUAUCUAAAACUCGUCCAGGACCUGGCCCAAGACUUCGACCACUUCGCCCUCACCAGAAUUCCUUGCUCGGAAAACACCCAGGCAGAUGCCUUGGCCGCGCUCGCGACAAGCUCGUAUCCAGGACUAAAACGGGUAAUCCCCAUGGAAUUCUUUGAACAUCCGUGCAUCGGACCGCCGGUGAUCGCCAAUCUGAUUAGGGGACAAAUCGAAGAUGCAGAGGAAAUCGAAGAUCCACCGGAAGGAAACAUGGAUCAGUCGGAAUACGGUUGCGACAGCCCAUGGCUAGAGCCGAUCCGAGCCUACAUAGUCGACAGAAUGCUGCCCGCCGAGAAAUGGGCGGCACGAUAUGUAACGGUUGAGGGAGAAAUCUAA
Molecule: messenger RNA, 1731 nt
Organism: Brassica napus (rape)
Lineage: Eukaryota; Viridiplantae; Streptophyta; Magnoliopsida; Brassicales; Brassicaceae
Exons: 2
Coding region: 1-1731 (576 amino acids)
Molecular function (GO): RNA-DNA hybrid ribonuclease activity; nucleic acid binding
Source: RefSeq, a predicted model, not a curated record